This is a messenger RNA of Schistocerca piceifrons (Central American locust), 1263 nucleotides long. RefSeq names its product acanthoscurrin-2-like. Lineage: Eukaryota; Metazoa; Arthropoda; Insecta; Orthoptera; Acrididae. The record is from RefSeq and is a predicted model, not a curated record. The coding region runs from base 93 to 773 and encodes 226 amino acids. The transcript has 3 exons.
UGCCGGUCGGCCGAGACGUGCUAAUAAAAGACGGCGAGCGGGCAGCCGGCCGUAGAAGCGAAAGGACGCCGCCUCCGCAGCUGCAGCGGACCAUGGCGCACAACACAGCGCUGUGCGCGGCCGUCUUCCUCGCGCUAGCACUCCUAGCCGAUGCUGCCGUGUCACGUGUCAAGCGUGGUGGUGGUUAUGGUGGGUAUGGCGGCGGCGGUGGCGGUGGAGGUGGUGGCGGCGGAGGCGGCUUCGGCGGCCUCGGCCAUGGAGGAUUCGGAGGCGGCGGCUUAGGAGGCGGCGGAGGCUACGGUGGAGGCGGCCUGAGUGGCGCUGGACAUGGAGGCAUCGGCGGAGGUGGCUUAGGCGGCGGCGGCGGCCAUGGGGGCUUUGGAGGAGGUGGCUUAGGCGGAGGCGGAGGCUACGGUGGAGGUGGCUUAGGCGGAGGUGGGCACGGUGGCUAUGGUGGAGGCAGUCUGGGUGGAGGCGGAGGCUACGGAGGAGGCGGCUUAGGUGGAGGUGGAGGCUAUGAUGGAGCCGGCUUAGGCGGAGGUGGACAUGGUGGAUACGGAGGUGGUGGCUUAGGCGGCGGAGGUGAUGGAGGCUACGGUGGGGGUGGCUACCCAGGAAUUGGAGGAGGAGGAGGAGGCGGUUGCAAUACCUGUGGGGGCGGAAGCCACGGUGGCGGCGGAGGGGGCACCUUCUCAAAGAGCAGCUCCCAGGCUUCCAGUUCCAGUUUCUCUGGUGGACUCGGAGGGUUCGGCCAUGGUGGCUACGGGAAGUGAGAGCAGAAAUCCAUAAUAUUUAAUUUCCUACUCCCAUCUUCCCAGUGAACUUGUACAAUUUUUCAAGAAAAUAAAUUCAGUGUACAUAAACUUCAUGUUAUUUGAUAUAGAAUUAUUGGUACUGAAAUUUUGUUUCAACAACAGCCAUAUUUUUUUACGAAAUGCUGUGAAAGUCAUGGAAAAAAAUAGGAAAAAAAGAGUAUUUUCUUGAGUGAUGUCUUUUAUUAAAACAUUAAGAACCUUUUACACUGACUUUGCUUAGUACUAAAUCAAAAUAACGUACUUUCCAAAAAUUAUGAAGCAAGAAUGUGGACAAUGGUCGAUGAUUACCUAAAGAAUGUUAUACUUAGUAUGAUGUUAUCCUAAGCAUAUAGCAACUGUGCUCAGUACUCAGGAACUAUAAAUUAUACUCAAAUAUAAAUUGAAUUAUUCCAAAAAAAUGAUGUUCACCUUGUAAUUUAACAAUAAAAGCCAUUUUUCAAAUGUCAAA